ACGGCUCACGAUGUGGACAAUGGUAUCCACAUCCGCGAGAUGUCUCCAGAAGAGACUCCGCAAUUGGCGGAUCUCCUCGCCACUUUCCUGAUGGGGGAACAGUCCAAGAGCAAAAUCAUCCUGAAGAUACUGAGGAAAAGAAAUUCCCUGCUAUGGAUGGUUUUCAUAUCUAUACUGGUUUAUUACUUGACAGAAUGUGUGUUCUGGGCUAUUGUGGUACCACCCGUUGUAGUCAUCUUAGGAAUUCUUCGAGCUUUGGCAACUUGGUCCUGUACGGUACCAGAGCUGUUUACAACAUUAGACGUCUUCGGCUCGUGUGGCGGUGAGAGCCGGCGGACGUGGGUUGCGGUAACCGGCGGUAGAGUGGUGGGGUCCGUGACGGUGGUACGGCAGUCGGACGGCGUGGCGGAGCUGAACCGCAUGCGGGUGUGUCGGGAGUACCAGGGGAGGGGGAUCGGGAGGAGACUGGUGGGGCAACUGGAGAGCUACUGCAGGGACUGUGGCAUCAAACAGAUCUCCCUGAAGACUUCUGAGUACCAGGACAUUGCGAUGAGGAUGUACCAGAGGUUUGGGUACAUCAGUGACAAGACAGGGGACUACUCCAAGGCUCUGUUUCCCGGUAUAGGAGACCCUGCCUUCAAUGUAUCUGUUGAUGUCUUCGCCUUCAGAAAGGAACUUAUGAUCUAGUAUUCUAGUGAUAGGCAGUUUUCAUUGUACAUCAUUGUUAGCGAGGGGGGGGUAUAACCGAAUUACCAGAUUCGCCUAAUCUACAGUAAUUGUUGUUUGAUGAAAACACGCAAGGUAGCGUGUUCAUCAACGUCAGAGGUCAACGACCUGCUUGCUGGUGCCCUCCAAGCGUAUCUCGGCUAAAUGCCGACGUGGUCCCGCGGCGCAGUGACUCCCCUAACUAUAAUUCCUUGGCCUAGAGCCCAUGACCCUACGAAAAUACAUCUAAGGAAAUAAUUCCGUGAGA
Molecule: messenger RNA, 973 nt
Organism: Branchiostoma belcheri (Belcher's lancelet)
Lineage: Eukaryota; Metazoa; Chordata; Leptocardii; Amphioxiformes; Branchiostomatidae
Exons: 2
Coding region: 40-687 (215 amino acids)
Molecular function (GO): N-acetyltransferase activity
Source: RefSeq, a predicted model, not a curated record